AUGUUAGUGAAUACCUUUGAAUAUUUAUUGAUUUCACUAUUGGUGCUACUAGUGAUCAGGAUACUGGCUUGCUUAGUAGCACUGCGAUGCCAGACAUACUUUGCUAAUUUUGGACCGAUUCACGAUAUCGGAUAUAUUGUUAAUAGUGGACCCACUCUGGAUACCGGGUAUGACCGUGUUGAUGCUGGACCGUCUCCCGAUCUCGGAUUAUCUCUCAUACAGGAAGCCAAAAGCGAGUAUGUUGUCACGACUUCCAAUGUUGGCGGCUGUUGGACGUUCUGUCCUAGUGUUGUGGCCGUCUCUGGAAUUGCUGUCGUGUCUGGACUUGCUUUUGCUGCCUGGAGGAAUCACCGACGUCAUAAGAAGACCCUGAACGACCUACAGGAACAACUGGACAGUCCAUGGAAGGAGACACAAUACUGCACUGUCACGGAAGUCUUGGAUCUCGAGGAGGAAAUCGAGGAUCUCGAUGAGGAAGUCGAGGAUCUCGAGAACGAAGUCUUGGAUCUCGAGGACGAGAUCUUGGAUCUCGAGGACGAGAUCUUGGAUCUCGAGGACGAGAUCUUGGAUCUCGCGGACGAAAUCUUGGAUCUUGAGGACGAAGUUGAGGAUCUCGAGGACGAAUUCGAGGAUCUCGAGGAUCAAGUCGAGGAUCUCGAGGACCAAGAGGAAGGCUUGGACCUCAAGGAGGAAGUCGUGGUUCUCGAGGAGCAACUCGCAGAUCUCACAGAAGAACUCUUGGCCAAAACGACUGACAAGGAAAAGCUGCAGGAAGAGAACCAACGUUUGCGAAAGGGUUUGAGAAAUGCAGUUGGAGGCAUUGAACGUCUUGAAAAGUUUCUGAAGGAAAAAGCUGAAGAAGCUGUAAACGUCGUCAUGCAGAUGAAUGGCAAGAAUGCUCACAUCCAAGAUCUAAUGGUGGAGAACGAGAAACUGAAAGAAGAUCGCAAACGUUUGGAAGAAAAAUUAAGAGAAGCAGCCAAUAACAUGGAUGAUAUAGAAAGUCUUUUAAAAGAAAAAGAAGACGAAAUGGAAAGUGUUCUGAAAGAAAAGGAAUCUGUUCUGAAAGAAAAAGAAGCUGAAAAGAUAGAGUUGGUAAAUCUCCAUGAUGAACAGAUCCAAGAACUGUUGACUGAGAAGGAUAAGAUGAAAGAAGAAUGUGAAUGUUUGGAAGAUAAAUUAAGAGAUGCAGCCAACCACAGUGAGGAUAUGAAAUGGCGUUUACAAGAAAAGGAAACUGUUAAGUCCAGGUUAAUCCAUUGGCAUGAAAUACUGGUGGAGCGCCAAGAAGAACGUAUCCAAGAUUUGAUGGCCAAUGAGGAGAAAUUAAAAAACGAACAUGAGCUUCUGGAAGAAAAGCUAAGAGAGGCACUAAGUAAAUUGCAAAAUAAGGAAAAGCUGUUAGAAAAAAAUGAAGAUGAAAGAAAUAAGUUGGAGAGCGAGUAUUUCAAUCAGAUGGACCUCAAGGAUGCUGAAAUCCAAGAUUUGUUGGCUAAGGUAUGGAAAAUGAAGCUCGAAAAUCAGCAUUUGGAAGGAAGGUUAGAAGAGCUUCUAAUACAGACUGACAACAGAGAUAGUCAGAUCCAAGAUUUGUUGGAAAAGUUAGAGGGAAAGGAAUGCGAAAUAGAAGAGUUGAAAAAUACUUUUUCCAACAAGAUAGAGAACAUGAACAUUCAGAUCCAUGAAGCUCAUAAUAACCUGGAGGAAUUACAGCUCUCAUUGAAAAAGGCCGAAGAUUCAAUUUUGGAGACAGGUCUUUUGAUGCAGGAAAAGGACAGGCAGAUUGAGAAGCUUCGUCAACAGGAGCAAGAACUGCAAGAAAAGUUGCAGAAGAAGGAGAGCGAACACGAGACGUUAGCCACUCAGGGCCGGAGAAAAAUGGAAGCUGGAAAUUAUCCUCAAUACGAGAGACAGAGCUAUUGA
Messenger RNA from Macrobrachium nipponense, 1923 nucleotides. Its product is annotated as golgin subfamily A member 6-like protein 1. The coding region runs from base 1 to 1923 and encodes 640 amino acids. The transcript has 2 exons. The record is from RefSeq and is a predicted model, not a curated record. NCBI's taxonomy places the organism in Eukaryota, Metazoa, Arthropoda, Malacostraca, Decapoda, Palaemonidae.